Molecule: messenger RNA, 767 nt
Organism: Ricinus communis (castor bean)
Lineage: Eukaryota; Viridiplantae; Streptophyta; Magnoliopsida; Malpighiales; Euphorbiaceae
Product: preprotein translocase subunit SECE1
Exons: 1
Coding region: 148-651 (167 amino acids)
Cellular component (GO): chloroplast thylakoid membrane
Source: RefSeq, a predicted model, not a curated record
AAGGCCUUAGUAAGAGAUGGGCCUAAUUUUGUAGAUCCCAGCCCAAUAGCCCGCGAAGGUUGUAUCUGUUGCAGGCGGCGGAACCGCAUCAAAUCCCCUUUGUUAUCCACCAGAAUGAACGCAUAAAAUUCGCCGCAGAAAUCAAAGAUGGCACUGACGUCUCUGUCGCUAAAAGUUCCGAUUACUCCGCCGUUGAGAAUCACACGGCCAAACGCUUGCUUACAAUUUAAGUCGCCACCUGCCACUAGCUCCCCUCUAAUCAUCCACCGCAAGCUCCUGAUAGCAAAUGCAAAAUCAAGAAACGGAAUUUUGAUAAGGAGAGCAGUGGAGGAGAGUAAAGAGAGCACAGAAUCGGAGGCGACGAAGGAAGCGGAUAUUACGGAAGAAGAGUCGGGUGCUGAGAUAGGAGCGGAGAUAAAGAAGGCGAUGAUGGAGAGGAAGAAGGCAGAGAAAGAAGGUUUGCUGAGUGGAGUAGCAGAGGAAAUCGAAGAGAUUGAAUGGCCUGCUUUUGGUAAAGUGCUGGGAACUACUGGUGUUGUGCUCGGUGUUAUCGCUGCUUCUAGCGUCUUUUUGCUUACUGUUAAUGCCGUUUUGGCCGAGUUGUCUGAUACAGUUUUUGCUGGUAGAGGCGUUCAGGAUUUUUUUGGCUAGGCUUCGAGUGGAGAGAAGAGAAUUGUUUGGUUUUCUUUUUGCUUAAUUUAUUUUUUCUCUUUGGAAGCAUCAGGACAACUUGUAAAUCAGUAUUGCAGCUACUUUUUUUCACUUCA